This is a messenger RNA of Cicer arietinum (chickpea), 7930 nucleotides long. Its product is annotated as histone-lysine N-methyltransferase ATXR3-like. Gene Ontology annotation, molecular function: protein binding. The record is from RefSeq and is a predicted model, not a curated record. NCBI's taxonomy places the organism in Eukaryota, Viridiplantae, Streptophyta, Magnoliopsida, Fabales, Fabaceae.
CCACAAGCGAACUUGCAAAGCGGGAGAGAAAAACACGAAGAUAUAUAUAUCAACAGAUAGAGAAAGCUUUAGAACAAAAGUUUUUUUCUCCUUCUAUUUUGAUUCGUCAAAACAGAGUCUCUUCAUAUACAAAUUUCUUACGAACCAAUACUUUCUCUCAAUUUCUCGAUCUUGUUUUCGUUCACCUUCUCUCCGAUUAGCACCGUUAACAAUUUUCACUCCGAUCCGUCUCUUUCUUUUUCUCAUUAAUUUUCUCGGGUUUUGAAUUGGAGCUGUGGAAUUGAGGAGAGAGGAAGCGUGUGAAGUAUGAGCAUUGAUAGUCCCGGCGAAGAGGUGGAUUAGGGUUUCAAAGUUUCAGUCUGGAGGUGAAUAUUCUUCCAAUGGGUGAUGGAGGUGUGGCGUGUUUGCCUUUGCAGCAGCAGCAACAACAACAACAACAGAAUGUUAUCGAGAAGUUGCCAAAUGCGGCGGAGAAUGUGGUUUGUGGAGCGAAGACUGAGAAUGGUUUAAGUUCUGAGUUGGUUAAGGUUCCUGGAAAGAAGAUUAUUACCAAGAAGGUGGUGAGAAAGGUGAAGAAGAAAGUAGUGUCAAUUGUGAAGAAGAAAGUACUUGUGAAGAAGGUUGGAGCUGCGAAGGGAAAAUUUGGAUUGGACGGAGUGAGUUGCAAGGGAAGUAAUGGUGUUGAGAAUGGCGAAUUAUGCGGCGGGCAGAAGGAAGAAGUGGAAGAGGGUGAAUUGGGGACUUUGAAGUGGCCAAGGAGUGAAGUGGAGAAUGGAGAGUUUGCGUCUGAGAAGCUGCUGCCACAACCGCCGCCACCACUGCCAAGGAGAAGUGAAAUUGAGAAUGAGGAUAAUGACAGUGAGAGGUGGAGAAAAAUGCAGGUCGAGAAGGGGGAGGUUAUUUCUGAUAAUUGGAGAAAAGAGGAGAUAAUUUCUGAGAAGAGAUGGAAAGAAACUGAGAAAGGGGCAUAUGGGUCAUGGAGAAGUGAUGAUAUUGAGAAGGGAGAAUUCAUUCCGGAUAGGUGGCAUGGGGGAGGCACAGGGAAGGAUGAUUAUGGGUAUGGUAGAAUCAACAGGUAUGGGCCAUAUAGGGAAAAUGGGUGGAAAAGUGACCGUGAAUGUACAUCCUCGUCUGGGAGGUAUGCAAGUAAUGAGAGUUUUAGGAAGAAUGAAUUGAAUAGAAGUGGGGGUCAGCAUGGUAAAAGUGCUCCUAGGUGGGAGAAUGGACAAGACAGAAAUAUAAGGAUAAGUUCAAAAAUUGUGGACGAGGAGAAAAAUGAACACAAUGGUAGGAUUCAUCAUGCAUGGGAUUACUCUUCUGGAAGUCGUUUGAAGAGGCACAUGAAUGACUCAGACGAUUAUGAGCGGAAGCAGUAUGGAGAUUAUCCUGGUUUCAAAAGUCGAAGGCUAUCUGACGGUGGCUCACGCCAUGUUUAUUCAGAGCAAUAUUCUCGUGUUUCUGUUGAGAGAUCGUAUAGAAAUAGUUCUUCAAAAUUAUCUGUGGACAAGUAUUCUUCUAGGCAUCACGAAUCUCCUUUGCCUACCAGAUCGGCUUAUGAUAAGCAUGGAUGCAGUCCUGGUUAUUCUGAGCGAUCCCCACAUGAUCGAGCUAGGUACUAUGAUUAUAAAGAUCGUGCUCAUACCCGUCGGUCACCUUAUGGCCGUGACAGAUCUCCAUAUAGCCGGGAGAAAUCUCCGCAUGGUCGUGACAGAUCUCCAUAUAGCCGCGAGAAAUCUCCACAUGGUCGUGAAAGAUCCCCAUAUGAUAGGAAUUGGGAAAGAUCCCCGUGUGAUAGGAGUUGGGAUAGAAGUCGUCACCGUGAUCAUAAAUAUAGAAGUCCUACUCAUUCUGAGCGGUCCCCACAAAAUCGAGGUCAGCAACACGAUUGGAGGGACCGGACUCCAAACUUGAUAGAGCAAUCUCCACUUGAUCGAACUAGACAAAAUAUUGAUCAAGAAACAAGUAAUAAAACCUUAUCAAGUGAAAAACAUAAUUCACAAUAUAGUUGUAAGAAUCACGAUAACAAGAGUAUUCAAAAGGAGUCAAAUCUUCCAGGUAUAGAAUCUCAAGGUGAAAGGAUUGUGCAUGAUGCCAAUGAGUCUGUCGAGAAAGGUAUAUGCAAUGAACCUGAAAAGGAACAAAAGUCCUGCAGCCCAGCUGUAAGCUGCAAAGAUUCUCCUUGCUUGCAGCUACCUCCUGUGGAGCAGCCUUCUAUGGAAGAAGAUAUGGACAUAUGUGAUACUCCUCCACAUGUUCCUGUGGUUGCUGAUUCAUCAUUAGGAAAAUGGUUUUACCUUGAUUAUUAUGGUGUAGAACACGGUCCAUCUAAAUUAUCUGACAUCAAGGUUCUUGUUGAUGGUGGUAUACUUACGUCGGAUCAUUUUAUUAAGCACAUAGAUAGUGACAGGUGGCUCACUGUUGAGAAUGCCACAUCACCUUUGGCAGCUCAGAGUUUUCCAUCAAUUAUUGUGUCAGACACCAUAACCCAGCUGGUAAACCCUCCAGAAGCUCCUGGUAAUCUUUUGGCAGAUACUGGGGAUGUUCUUCAAUCUGGUCCUGAGAAUUAUCAGGAAAUGCAAGCGCCUUCCCUGCAACCAAUGCUAUGUCCUGAUGGUAGUACGCUUGCACCUGAACUGUUGGAGGACCUCCACAUUGAUGAAAGGGCUAGUGUUCUCUUAGACGGUUAUGAUGUCAUUCCUGGAAGGGAGCUUGAGGCAAUAAAAGAAGCUUUGCAAAUGAGUUUUGAAUAUGCGAAGUGUGACCGUUGCGGAGACUACAAAGGUUUUCCUGGUCUUGAUGCUUGCUUGAGCAUGGAGUGUGAUUCAAAAACUGAUUUUGCAUCAAGAGGGCAUGGGUCCCAGUUAAAUAUGCCUCCUGACAAGGAUAACGAUGACUGGUUUUCUGCUCGAUGGUCAUGCAAAGGUGGUGACUGGAAGAGGAAUGAUGACUCCCAAGAUAGACAUUGUAAAAAGAAACUGGUCCUAAAUGAUGGCUUUCCAUUAUGUCAAAUGCCUAAGUCUGGAUGUGAAGAUCCUCGGUGGUCUAGGAAAGAUGACUUGUAUUAUCCAUCUCACAGCAGGAAGCUUGAUAUUCCUCUUUGGGCUUUUUGUACUGAUGAGUUGGUUGAUUGCAGUGGUGCUGUGAGCAGACAAGUUCAGAGUAAGCUUGCUUCUGUUAGAGGAGUGAAAGGAAAUGUUCAUUUGGUGGUGAGGAUAAACGCAUGCGUGGUCAAGGACCAGGGAUCAUUGGUCUCCGAGUCACACCUCAAGACCCAAGGCAAGGAUAGAUAUCAUUCAAGAUCAACCCGACCUUCCUCUUCAACCAGUGAUAGCAAGAGAUCAUCAGCUGAAGAAGAUUCCCUGUCAAAAACUGUUAAUGAUCAAGGUUCUCAAGGCUAUUGCAGGACUGUGGAAUUCAUGAAUAUUUCUCAAGACCAUGUUUGUGCCGUCCAUGACUUGCAGUUGCAUUUGGGUGAUUGGUAUUAUCUGGAUGGUUCGGGGCGUGAAAGAGGGCCUUCAUCGUUUUCGGAUCUACAGAUUUUAGUAGACCAAGGAAUUAUAAAAAAGUAUAGCAGCGUGUUCAGGAAAUGUGAUAAGCUCUGGGUUCCUGUUACCUCUUCUCAAGAAACUUACAAUGUCAGUCUCAAGAGUCACCAAGAAAGCUGUUCAGUGUCUGGUGAAUUUUCUGGACAUGCAUCAUUGCAAUCUCAAGGUAUUUCAUUUGGUGAGCCUCAUUCAAAGUCAAAUCUGUUCAACAGCUUAUACCCCCAGUUUGUUGGUUAUACUCGUGGGAAGCUACAUGAAUUAGUAAUUAAAUCAUAUAAGAGCCGGGAAUUUGCCGCAGUAAUAAAUGAGGUUCUAGAUCCUUGGAUCAAUGCAAGACAGCCAAAGAAGGAAAUUGAGAAACAAAUAUUUUGGAAAUCAGAAGCUGAUGCACAUUCUUCCAAAAGAGCCCGAGGGCUGGUUGAUGAUAGUGAAGAAGAGAGUGAUUUGGAAGAUGACAAAUUUGUUAUUGAGAACGAUGAAUCCACUCUUGAGGCUCUCUGUGUUGAUGUUACAUCCACUGGAGAACAAAGUGGCAUUACCGUGUCAAAGGAGGGAAGCUGGGGAUUAUUAAAUGGUCAAAUGUUGGCACGAGUCUUCCACUUUUUGAGGUCUGAUUUGAAGUCCCUUGUCUUUGCAUCCAUGACUUGCAAGCAUUGGAAAGCAUCUGUGAAGUUUUACAAAGAAGUCUCAAGAAAUGUCAACUUGUCAUCCCUAGGUCAUUCUUGCAGUGAUUCCAUAUUGUGGAGCAUUGUGAAUGCUUAUGAGAAAGACAAGAUCAAAUCUAUGGUUUUAAUGGGUUGCACUAAUAUUACUGCUGGCAUGCUAGAGAAAGUUCUUCUUUCAUUUCCUUGUUUAUCUACAGUAGACAUUAGAGGGUGUAAUCAGUUUGAGGAGCUGACUCCUAAAUUUACCAAUGUGAAAUGGAUCAAGAGUCGAAGUUCAUGCACAAAUAAAAUUGCAGAGGAGCCACAUAAACUCAGAAGCCUUAAACAGAUUACUGAGCAAACUUCGUCCGUUUCCAAGGCCAGUACUUUAGGUAUUAGGGAUGAUUUUGGUGAGCUGAAGGUUUAUUUUGAUAGUGUGGAUAAGAGAGACACGGUGAAACAAUUGUUCCGCCAAAACUUAUACAAGCGUUCAAAACUAUAUGAUGCUAGAAAGUCCUCUUCUAUUCUCUCUAGAGAUGCUCGUACAAGACGAUGGUCAAUUAAGAAAUCUGAAAGUGGUUACAAAAGGAUGGAGGAAUUUCUUGUUUCAAGACUGAGGGAAAUUAUGAAGUCAAAUGCCUGUGACUUUUUUGUGCCCAAGGUUGCAGAAAUUGAGGCUAAAAUGAAAACAGGUUAUUACAGUGGGCAUGGGCUGAAAUCUGUGAAGGAGGACAUAAGCAGGAUGUGCCGUGAUGCAAUAAAGGCAAAGAAUCGUGGUGAUGCUAAUGAUAUGAAUCAUGUUAUCUCAUUAUUUAUUCAGCUUGCUACACGGUUGGAGGAGAGUUCUAAAUAUGUGAAUGACAGAGAUGCACUAUUGAAGUUAUGGGGAAAAGAUUUACCCUUGGGAUUAUGUUCUACUUCCUCCAAAUACAAGAAGAAUAGAUUGGUGACUGAGAGAAAGUAUAGGAGGGAUGAAAUACAUGGUGGUUUGGGUAAUGGAGAGUAUGCUUCUGAUAGAGAAAUCAGAAGGCGUUUAUCAAAAUUGAAUAAGAAAUCAAUGGACUCAGAGAGUGAGACAUCUGAUGACCUUGAUGGGACUUCUGAAGAUGGAAAUAGUGAUGGUGAUACUUCAACCUCCAACACUGAUAGUGACCAAGAACUUCAUUUACAGAGUCGAAACAGGGAGUCAAGAAGAAAUGGAUACUUCACACCUAAUGAUGGGUUGGAUUUCAUUACUGAUGAGCGUGAAUGGGGAGCUCGCAUGACAAAAGCAAGUCUAGUUCCUCCUGUUACUCGGAAAUAUGAUGUCAUUGAUCAAUAUGUCAUUGUAGCUGAUGAGGAUGAUGUACGAAGGAAGAUGAGGGUUUCACUACCAGAUGACUAUGCAGAGAAGUUGACGUCACAAAAGAAUGGAACUGAGGAGUCUGAUAUGGAACUUCCUGAAGUCAAGGAUUACAAACCUAGAAAAAAGCUUGAAAAUGAGGUCAUUGAGCAAGAGGUUUAUGGAAUUGAUCCCUAUACACACAAUCUUUUACUUGAUUCUAUGCCAGAAGAGUUAAAUUGGUCUCUGCAAGAGAAGCAUAUGUUUAUAGAAGACACACUCCUUCAGACAUUGAAUAAGCAAGUUAGGCUUUUUACUGGAACUGGAAGCACACCAAUGAGCUACCCUUUGCAGCCUAUUAUCCAAGAGAUUGAAAGGUGUGCAGAGGAGCACAGUGAUGAAAGAAUGAUCAGUAUGUGUCAAGGUAUCCUAAAAGCCAUUGACAGACGUCCUGAUGACAAAUAUGUAGCUUAUAGAAAGGGGCUUGGUGUUGUUUGCAACAAGGAAGAAGGCUUUGGUGAAGAUGAUUUUGUUGUGGAGUUUCUUGGAGAGGUGUAUCCUGUGUGGAAGUGGUUUGAGAAACAAGAUGGGAUACGGUCUCUUCAAAAAAAUAGCAAAGAUCCAGCACCAGAAUUUUAUAACAUAUACCUUGAGAGGCCAAAGGGAGAUGCUGAUGGGUAUGACUUAGUAGUUGUUGAUGCAAUGCACAAGGCUAACUAUGCCAGUCGAAUAUGCCAUUCAUGCCGACCUAAUUGUGAAGCAAAAGUUACUGCUGUUGAUGGUCAUUAUCAAAUCGGUAUUUAUAGUGUUCGUAAAAUUCAGCAUGGCGAGGAGAUCACCUUUGAUUACAAUUCUGUUACAGAGAGCAAGGAGGAAUAUGAAGCAUCAGUUUGUUUAUGUGGAAGCCAAGUUUGCCGUGGGAGCUAUCUAAAUCUGACUGGUGAAGGGGCUUUCCAAAAGGUGCUGAAGGAGUGGCAUGGAAUUCUUGAUUGUCAUUAUUUGAUGCUAGAAGCUUGUCAAUUAAAUUCCGUUUCUGAAGAGGACUAUAAUGACUUGGGAAGAGCUGGUUUAGGCAGUUGUUUGCUCGGAGGCUUGCCGGAUUGGCUAGUUGCUUAUGCUGCUCGUCUUGUGAGAUUUGUUAAUUUUGAAAGAACGAAACUUCCUGAGGAAAUUCUAAAGCAUAAUUUGGAAGAAAAAAGAAAAUAUUUUUCAGAUAUAUGUCUUGAAGUCGAGAGGAGUGACGCAGAGGUUCAGGCUGAGGGUGUAUACAACCAGAGGCUUCAAAAUCUUGCAGUCACUCUUGAUAAGGUAAGGUAUGUUAUGAGAUGUAUUUUUGGUGAUCCAAUGAAAGCUCCACCUCCUCUUGAGAAGGUCAGUCCUGAAGCAGUUGUUUCGUACCUGUGGAAAGGAGAGGAUUCAUUUGUUGAGGAGCUUCUUCAGUGUCUGACUCCUCAUGUGGAAGAGUCUACCUUGAAUGAUCUAAAAUCCAAAGUCCGUGCCCGAGAUCCUUCGAGUAUUAAAGAUAUUCAGAAAUCUCUGUUAUGGUUGAGGGAUGAGGUUCGAAAUCUUCCUUGUACAUACAAAUGUCGGCAUGAUGCUGCUGCUGACUUAAUUCAUAUUUAUGCUUAUACCAAGUACUUCUUUAGAAUACGGGAUUAUAAAACUAUUACUUCACCACCUGUCUAUAUUAGUCCGCUUGACUUAGGUCCUAAGUUUGCUGACAAGUUGGGAGCAGGCUUUCAGGAGUAUCGGAAAAUAUAUGGUCAAAAUUAUUGUUUAGGGCAACUGAUAUUUUGGCACAAUCAGAGUGAUGGGGAGCCUGAUUGUACCCUGGCUAGGGUCAGCAGGGGUAGCUUGUCAUUGCCAGACAUCAGUUCUUUUUAUGCCAAGGCUCAUAAGCCUUCACGGCAACGUAUUUAUGGUCCAAGGACUGUCAGAUCUAUGUUGGCAAAAAUGGAGAAGCAGCCCCAGAGACCUUGGCCCAAAGACCGGAUUUGGUCAUUCAAAAGUAAUCCUAAAUUUUUUGGUAGCCCAAUGUUGGACGCUGUAAUUAAUAACUCUCCACUGGAUAGGGAGAUGGUUCACUGGUUGAAGCACAGACCGGCCAUAUUCCAGGCAAUGUGGGACCAGUGAAAUUUUGCAUGAUUUUGCUGAAGCAGACAGAGAGCCAUCCUGGUCAAACCAUUGUGGUUCAUUCAGAACUGCCUGCCUCUUUUAGCGUGGGGAGUCUGUAAAUUAGUAAUAGAAAGCAUAAUUCCCGCUUUUCUGUCAUUCUUGUGUACAGUUAGUUUUCUUAACCUUUGAUUUGUAAUUCAUUUGGUUGUAGGGCAUUAUUUUACUCUUAAUUAAUAUAUUAUAUAUGAAAUGAAGGAAAAAAAGGUUCAAUUCGAGGCAUUUGCUGUCUUCUCUUGUCUGUUAAA